UGAAGAGCCUACUUUUUUUUGUGUGAUUGAUAUAUCAAUAUUGAGAAUAUUACGUGUAUUUUAAGUGAAUUUUGUUAAAACAAAAUUUAAUAAAAUGGAUACUAUUGCCGAAACAAUUGUUGGAUUACCAUUCAAUAUACUUAUUGUACCGAAUAUUAAAUUAAAAAAACCAUUAUGGUUAUGUUUACCAUCAUCAAUGACUGUUUUUAGUUUAAUAUUAGUAUCAUAUUUUUUUGUUUGUGGUGGUAUGAUUUAUGAUGUUAUUAUUGAACCACCUGCAAUUGGAUCAACUGUUGAUGAACAUGGUUAUUCACGUCCAGUUGCAUUUAUGCCAUAUCGUGUUAAUGGUCAAUAUAUUAUGGAAGGUUUAGCAUCAUCAAUGCUUUUUACAUUAGGUUCGAUUGGUUUUAUUAUUUUGGAUAAAACACAUCAACCAACUACACGUAAAUUAAAUCGUAUAUUUUUAAUUUCGAUUAGUUUUUCAUUAAUAUUGGUAUCAUUUUUUACUACUUGGGUAUUUAUGCGUAUGAAAUUGCCUGGUUAUCUGCAAUAAUCUUUGAAAACAUGGUUUUGUUUUUUCCCUUUUCGUUUGAUAAUUCUAUUC
Molecule: messenger RNA, 604 nt
Organism: Dermatophagoides pteronyssinus (European house dust mite)
Lineage: Eukaryota; Metazoa; Arthropoda; Arachnida; Sarcoptiformes; Pyroglyphidae
Product: putative oligosaccharyltransferase complex subunit CG9662
Cellular component (GO): oligosaccharyltransferase complex
Source: RefSeq, a predicted model, not a curated record